Messenger RNA from Oncorhynchus nerka (sockeye salmon), 6918 nucleotides. RefSeq names its product acyl-coenzyme A thioesterase 1-like. The coding region runs from base 228 to 1586 and encodes 452 amino acids. Lineage: Eukaryota; Metazoa; Chordata; Actinopteri; Salmoniformes; Salmonidae. The record is from RefSeq and is a predicted model, not a curated record. Gene Ontology annotation, molecular function: fatty acyl-CoA hydrolase activity. Gene Ontology annotation, biological process: fatty acid metabolic process; acyl-CoA metabolic process. The transcript has 4 exons.
CGAAGACGGUAUGCUAUGGCUACAGCUUUUGUCAAAUUAACGUCAAAAGUGCAUAUUAGCUAACCCUUAACUAUAUUCCUAACCUGCUAUGUUAAUUCUCAUAACCUACGAAAAGUGAACUAUGACAAAAGCUGUAUCCAUCUAGUCAAAACCGAGUGGAAAUUUCACCGGAUGCUUCAGAUUUAUACAUCCGGUGAAACAUCUGGCUACUUGUUCUAUCUGUGGCCAUGUUGCACCAACGGGCUUACGGUGAAGUUAUCUCAAAAAUAUGGUUUAUACGGUUUCAAACAACACUGAGGUCGAGUUCGCAACAGGUUUGCGUCCGGCUUCUCCCCAGCCCUCGCUGUUUCUUCGACGAACCGGUGCACGUGAAGGUAGAUGGACUUUCUCCCCAUCAGAAAGUAGAGUUGAGGUCCAAACUCAAGGACGAUAAAGGGGUCAUCUUCAGAGCUUCCGCUCUGGUCGCUGCAGAUGCUAGCGGACAGGUGGACCUGUGUCGCUCUCCUUCUCUGGGCGGCAGCUACACGGGAGUUGAAUCCAUGGGCUUGUUUUGGGCCAUGGUGGCCGAGACUCCACACAGCAAACUGUUAAAAAAAAAUGUUUUGGGUUCAAUGAUGGUUGACAUAGAAGUGCUGCAUGGGGGCACAGGUGAGCUCUUGGCCACAGAGACUAACGAGAGGCGGUUCAUGACGGAAGGGGUAAGGAGAAUACCGUUGGGCAUGAAUGAAGGGAGAAUACGGGGAGUCCUCUUUCUACCACCCGGGCAGGGUCCAUUCCCCGGUGUACUGGAUGUGUAUACUCUGGGUGGAGGUAUAUCAGAGGUCCGGGCCAGUCUGCUGGCUAACAAAGGCUUUGUGGUUCUGGCUCUGGCCUACUAUGGCUUCCAGGACCUGCCCAGAACCGUGCCCAAAUACUUUGACCUGGAGUACUUUGAAGAGGCUAUCACUUUCCUGAGGCAACAGCCACAGGUACAGGGUCCAGGAAUAGGAAUCCUGUCCAUCUCGAAGAGUGGGGAUCUUGCUCUGUCCAUGGCCUCUUUUCUCUCUGGCAUCUCAGCCACAGCCUGGAUCAACGGCAGCAACGCUAAUACGCUGGUGCCACUGCACUACAAAGACCUCAUCAUCCCUUCCAUCACGCCUAUUAUUGAGAACGUCACCUUCUCCCCGUCCGGCAUCCUUGACAUCCGAGACGCCUUACCGGACCCAGAGACUGAGGUGAACCGCGGUUCCGUGAUCCCAAUAGAGGGUUCCAGUUCUAGGUUCCUCUUCGCCGCCUCUGAGGACGACAGGAACUGGAACAGCUGUCUCUUCGCCCAACAGGCCGCCGCCCGGCUGAGGCAUCAUGGGAAAGAGAACUUUGAGGUGGUGAUGUACCCCAGGGCGGGGCAUUUUCUGGAAGUACCCUACAUGCCCCACUGCCCGUCUGGCUUCCAUCCCGCGGUUGGUCAAGUGGUGGUGUUUGGGGGAGAGGCUAAAGCCCACCAUCAGGCUCAGCUGGACCUGUGGAGGAGGGUACAGGAGUUCUUCAGGAAACACCUGGAAGGGAACAACACUGGUGAAAAAGCUACAUUAUAUACUAGAGGGUAAGACGAGGGUUUCCGUUAGGAACAUUUGGCCCCGGACAACAUAACCGGAAAGAUUUUAAUUUACCAGAUAUUUUAGAAAUGUACUGGACCAUUCGUAUGCAUUCAGAUUCGACUACAAAGAGACGGGGAAAGAAACUGCCCACCUGGCGAGGCAGUGCCAUCAAUAAACGAGGGAUAGCCUAUUGGCCAAAUGAGCCACAUUUGAAUUGUCCUGAACAGCCUAUAACAAAAUACAAAAACACUUCAGUGUUUUAGAUGUGUAGCAUAAGCAAACAGGCCUAUUGUUUUAUUGGGUUUUACUUUACUCCUAAAACAAUUGUCCACCUCACGGUUCAGCUGUCGGAGAUUUGAGCACUAAAUGCAUCAGGGCAUUGCGUGCAUAUGCCUAUAGGCUUAGACGUCCACCGUAUGAUAUGAAUAUUUAAAACAAAAAUACAUGUAAAAUAAGAAACUUAUUCCUUGCCCCAGAGACUGAGAGAGAAGCUAUGCCAGUGGCAUACAACACACAGAUCGGACUUAAAAUUAAAAUGUCUCAACAGAAUAAUACAAAACACAUUUGACAUAUUUCAAGAACUGGUUUAGAUGAAUAAAUAGGCCUACACUAAUAGCCAUAUACAAUAAUAGGGUAAUGAUAAAACAAAUUAUUAUAAAUAAGAAAAUAAAUACAAAUGCACAGGAGCCUGCAUUUGGACGUGACAACGUUCUUCUAAUCUUUGUCUACUACAAUAUUAAAACUUGGUCACACAGAGGACAUUCCUCUUGUAAGCUUUUCAUUGUAGACAUACUUUUCCCCCCUCUAACUUUAAUUUGACUUAAUAACCGACGAAGGAUAGAAAAAAAUAUGCGAGGCACAAACAUUCGCUUUGCUUAGCAGAGUUCUGCUUGGAACAAACCAAACCUAGUAUGUGGGUGUCUUAAAGGUUAGGUAAGGGUAGGAACGUCCCAAGAACCCCGGAUGGCACUAACCCCAAGCAAUAAUGCGAGAGGAGGACCCCACAUAAGAUAAGUAUUGUUGUAGGUGUAGGGUUGCACAUUUUGGGGAAUAUUCAGAGGUGGAAACUUUCCGUAGGAAUUAACGGAAUAUAUGGGAAUAACGGAAAUGUAUGCAAAUUGAUAUUAAUACCAUUUUAAAUGUAGAUGUUUUUUGCAUUGGAUUAUAUUUACCAUAUCAUAUGGAGACAGAAACAGAAACCUUUUACCUUAUCAUAAAUAGACAUAAUUGCAAAUGAUUAAAUCCUUCCAAUAGAAAUUACAAAACCAAUUUAGUUACAAAUUGAACUUUAAUUAAAUGAGUUGACUCUUCACAUGGAAUGAUUUCACUGAACAACAAAAGAAAAAGAAUAUUGAAUGAUUCCCAAUGAUCCAUAGCAUCUCACAAAAAAUGUUUUCAACAUACAUCUGUAAAAUGAUAGUCUACAAACUAAAGCUUAGGUUGUCUUCCUCUCAUGCUUCCAUGUCUUCUCCCUGGACCUCCUCAAUGUCCACCACUUGAACAUCAGACUCUGAGGGCUCAUCUUCAGUCACUUUCCAACCAUCUUGAGGAUGGCUCGUUGUCAGGCUCAAAUUUGCCCAGAUGGCCACCAAUUUUCCAAUCCUUGCAUUGGGCAGCCUGUUGCGUGCUUUGGUGUGUGUGUUCCCAAACAAGGACCAGUUGCGCUCUGAGACGGCUGAUGUUGGUGGGAUUUGGAGGAUGAUGGAGGCAACAGGGGAAAGAGCCUCAGUUCCACAAAGUCCCUUCCACCAGGUGGCUGAUGAGAUAUGUUGGCACGACUGCCAUAUUGCAUCUCCAUCCCAAAUCCCUUGCUUGGAUGUGCUUCGCCAGACUUCCAAGAACCUUGCCCUCAUCCAGGCCAAGGUGGCGAGAUACGUUAGUGAUGGCACCAUAGGCCUUGUUGAUCUCUGCACCAGACAGGAUGCUCUUGCCAGCAUACUUGGGCUCCAACAUGUACGCUGCGGCAUGUGUGGGCUUCAGGCAUAACUGCAGUUUCCUCUGCUUGGAGCAACAGUGAAGUGGGCAGGGCAGUAUGGAUUUGUUCUCUUACAUCUGCAAGUAGUCUGAACAUCAGAACAUCAAUCUGUGCAAUGGCUACUGCUAUAGGUUUCAGGAGUUUUAGGCUGAUUAACAGUCUCUCCCAAAAUACAUCAUCCAGGAGGAUCCUCUUGAUGGGGUUGUCCAUAUCGGCAGACUGCGGUAUGGCCAUUUCUUGGAGAGACUGCUUCCCCUCCAGGAGACUGUCAAACAUGAUGACAACACCACCCCAACGGGUGUUGCAUUGCAGCUUCAAUGUUGUGCUCUUAUUCUUCUGCUGCUCUAACUUGAUGACCUUUCACAUACCUAACAAUUUCCUUGGCACUCUUGUAGAGUUUAUCUGUUGUUUUCAGUGCCAUGAUGUCCCUGAGGAGCAGAUUCAAUGCAUGAGCAGCACAGACAAUGGGUGUGAUGUGAGGGUAGGACUCCUCCACUUUAGAGCAAGCGGCCUUCAUGUUCCCAGCAUUGUCUGUCACCAGUGGAAAUACCUCCUGUGGUCCAAGGUCAUUGACUGCCUUCAGCUCAUCUGCAAUCUAGAGACUGGUGUGUCUGUUGUCCCGUGUAUCUGUGCUCUUGUAGAAUACUGGUUGAGGGGUGGAGAUGAUGUAGUUAAUUAUUCCUUGCCCACGAACAUUCAACCACCCAUCCGAGAUGAUUGCAAUAGUCUGCUUUCUCUAUGAUUUGCUUGACCUUCAUUUGAACUCUGUUGAACUCUGCAUCCAGCAAAUUAGUAGAUAAAGCAUGUCUGGUUGGAGGGGUGUAUGCUGGGUGAAGAACAUUCAGAAAUCUCUUCCAAUACACAUUGCCUGUGAGCAUCAGAGGUGAACCAGUUGCAUACACAGCUCGAGCAAGACAUUCAUCAGCAUUUCUAUGACUACGUUCCUCCAUUGAGUCAAACUUCUGAUUCCAGGAGGACCAUGAGCUGUUGCUAUCGAUAAGGAAUCUGAUUCAUAAGUUUCACGAAUAGAAGUAGAGGUACUUUUGUCAGAGGUUGUGAGUGCUGAGGGAACUUUAUGCACUUGGCCAGAAUAUUCUGCAUAUUUGUUGCAUUCUUCACAUAUGAUUUGGCACAGUAUUUGCAAAUGUACAGAAGGCUGUUUAGAAGUGUGCAAGAUCUUGAGAAUCAGUUGUACAUGUGGUGGAAGAAUGCACUGUGCAUGCAGAGGGUUGCAAUUCCAUUGAAUUAGGGAUAGUUUAACCAAAAUAUGCCACAAGACCUAGAAUUGCCUUAUGUGUAUCCCACAAAAAAGUUCACUGUUAUAAGCUAACUUUGUUUGAUGAAUGUAAGAAAAAUGCCCCAAAUUCCCGGGCUUAAAUUCCCAUGGAAAAUUCCCAACCCUUUGCAACCCUAGGUAUGUGUCAUCUUUAAUUCACAAACACUAACAGAUACUGAGGAGAGAGUUUCUGUUAUUUGUGUGAAAUAUUUAUAUUCUGGGAUAGUUCACUGAAAUGCUAUCAUUAGUUGCUUAUGCUAUUACAAUAUAAAUAAAUGUCUUCUGCUCUCCGUUAUAAUGUUAGGUCAAAUUCACAGGGUAAAGUAGAGGAUUAGCCAAUCAGUGGCUAAAGACCACCCACUUGCCUUGAUUUACAUAUCCCUUUUAUUUUGAACAAGACCAUGAAAUUAUGAAAUGGAUCAUGUGAUACAGCGCCAUUAAUGAAGUGAUAAACGUUAUAAUGAAAAAAUAAAUUGGGAAAUACAAUGUGUCAUUAUGAAAUCAAAUAUGGUAACAUUUAUAGAAAAGUGACACUGAAAUAAGAUUUCAUAAUCCAUCCAAUAGUUUCCAAAAGCACAUGCUCAUUAUUUUUCAACCAGGAUUAUAGUAUGCAGCGAGUCUUUGACAAUGACUAUUAUUCAUUAUUCAAACUUUUUAAUUAAAACAUUUGUGUCGUAUAAGCAGAUGUAUCGUGCACACCAGAAUUUAUUGGCUGGUAAAUAAUUUGGGGGGGGAUUUUGACCUAAGCCCUUGACUUUAUCCUAAUGAGUACUUCACAGUAUGCAAAUGGUCGCCGCUACCGUCUAUCAAAUAGUAACAUGCAGUUAACCUAUAUUUGUGUGUGAGUAAGCAAUAAUCAACUCUGGGGUUGGCAGCUGUCUCCUUCCAGCUUUGGCCUCCUGUUGCAAUUGUUACUUGAAGUUAGAUUUAGACCACAAAUAACACGACUUUUUUUAAACGCAGGUGCCUUUCUAUUUUAUCUGUCAUUGCAAAAUUACACAGAAUGUGCUCAGGAAGAGAGGGGGGGGGGGGUUUAGAUUGUUUAUCCUAUGUGAUUGUGCCUCAACUUUUCAUGAUAAAACACAUGCUCCCGUACUGUAGAGUGUAGACAUACCUAGUCCUUUGAUGUAAAGAAAUGAUGCUAGCAAAAAGUAUAUUCUAUGUAUACACAGAACAUUCCCCCUCAGUUAAAAAGAAAUGGCAAAGUGGUUCUUUAAAAGUGUUGCAGUUUGAUUUACUGGUACUGUAAGGUCAGCUUUGAUACUUUUAAUAUAGGUUUCUGUUAAACCAGCAUUAUGUACCCAAUGUCAUCAAUACAUUAUGGACUGUAAUUCAUGAAGGACUCUGAUUAUCAACCCCCAAGGGAAAUAAUCUCUGUGGAAUACCUCAAAUAACAAAAAUAGAUGAUGUUAGUGUGCUACUCUAAGGCUUGCUCUGGUAAAGCAGUGAAAAAAUAAAUAAUAAUAAGCUAAACAUGGAGAGAAACUUUUCCAAUGUGGUUUUCUGUGAAGAAGUAAACAUCAUCCUAGAUGAAGUGGGUGACAGAGACCAUCUGGUUGCCUGAGUCAUAGCUAUGCCGUCUGCUUUAGGAACAAACAAUCCCUUCGCAGAGAAGAGAAUGCACUGUCAUUGUCACUGCGUUACGCUACUAUGACAUCUGGCGCUAAAAUAUGACCAGUGGCAAGGAGAUGGCGCUCACACACAACUCACUCACUGUGCGAUCAAUCAUCCAUUGUGUUUCAAAACUCAUGGUAAUAACUGUAAAUAAAUACUAUGGUAGUCAUUAACCCAAUCAGAGUUGAAUUCUCCCUCUACUUUUGUCUGUGGCACAAAUGAGCCUGACCUCAGUAAAUGCUCUUCUAUAUCCUACUGUGGUGGUGGGUGUACCUUUCUGUUUGUGUCACUAGUGAUGAUCUGCUAUUCCUCACGGUGGUAGCAGACACUUCUAACCAGAGUAUAUCUGCUGUUUCUAUUUGUUUCACUGUUUCACUUAGUAUAUGAUUAUAUUUGUUAAACAAUUAGUCCUUUCUUCAUAUCAAUAGCAUUGUAACCAGAUUUUGUUAUGAAUAAACAUGAGCCAAGGCGUGCAA